This is a messenger RNA of Gymnodraco acuticeps, 1807 nucleotides long. RefSeq names its product zinc phosphodiesterase ELAC protein 2-like. NCBI's taxonomy places the organism in Eukaryota, Metazoa, Chordata, Actinopteri, Perciformes, Bathydraconidae. Gene Ontology annotation, biological process: mitochondrial tRNA 3'-end processing. Gene Ontology annotation, molecular function: 3'-tRNA processing endoribonuclease activity. The record is from RefSeq and is a predicted model, not a curated record. Bases 1 to 1650 code for a protein of 549 amino acids. The transcript has 15 exons. Gene Ontology annotation, cellular component: mitochondrion.
AUGGGCUUCAUCUGCCCUCCGUCUUUCUUCAAUAAUGUCAUUAUGGGCUUCAUCUGCCUUUCGUCUCUCUUCCAUUCCUCUGAUGAGUUCUGCUUCCAUUCUUCUGUUGAGCUCCUCUUCCAUUCUUCUGUCGAGUUCCUCCAUUCUUCUGUCGAGUUCUUCCUCUCUUCUGCCGAGUUCUGCUUCCAUUCUUCUGCUGAGUUCUUCCAUUACUGGCAGAUCUUCUGCUGCUACCACAUAUUCCCCUCCACCACUGAAUAUCUGAUCCUUAAUGAACACAAUUGCACGGUCCACAACGUUAGAAGUCACAAAAUCCAAGCCCAGCUGAACAUGAUCCACCCGGAGAUCUUUCCAGAGCUCAAGACUUUCAAAACAAAGGAGGCCGAGGCAGCGCUGCACGUCUCCAGCGUCAGAGCCCAGUGUCUGCUCAAGUUCCAGCUCAGACCCGUAAUGGGGUGGCAAAGAGACGCCAUCCCUUCCUGCAACACGGAGGAGUUUGUGAAAGAGGCGUCGGAGGUCCCAAACUUUCUGGAGGAAGUGGACAAGUGCAGGGAGAUUUGCUCCACUGCCGCUGCUCAUUGUUCUGGGCAAAGAGAGAAAUCCUUCGAGGUGGUUUUCUUGGGCACAGGAUCCGCUCUUCCGAUGAAGAUCAGAAACGUCAGUGGCACUUUAGUGAAUAUCAGCCCGAGUCAGUCCCUGAUGCUGGACUGUGGGGAGGGGACCUUCGGGCAGCUCUGCAGACACUACGGAGACGCCGUGGACCAAGCUAUGUCCACGAUCUCCACCGUCUUCAUCUCACACCUGCACGCCGACCACCACACGGGGCUGCUAAUGUUGCUGUAUCAGAGGGAAAGACCUUCGCUGGGGAAGCCGUUCACCCACGUGUUCCUGGUGGCCCCGCUGCAAAUCAUUACAUGGCUUACUGAGUACCACGACUACUGCCAGGAGAUCCUGCACCACAUCAACCUCAUCCCGAACACAUAUCUGUGUGCCGGUGCUGAGAUUCCCAAGCAGAGGGUAAAGUCGUUCAUCCAAGCGCUGCUGAGGAAGAACGAUCUGGAUAACUUCCAGACAUGCACAGUGCAUCACUGUAAGAACUCCUUCGCCUGCAGCUUCACACACACAUCAGGCUGGAAGCUGGCCUUCUCCGGCGACACCAUGCCCUGCAACGCCUUCGUGCAGACCGGAAAGGAUGCAACCUUGCUGAUCCACGAGGCAACGCUGGAAGACGGGAUGGAGGAGGAGGCCGUGGAUAAAAAACAUAGCACCACCUCCCAGGCCAUCGGCAUCGGCAUGAGGAUGAACGCCGAGUUCAUCAUGCUGAACCACUUCAGCCAGCGCUACGCCAAGAUCCCUCUCUUCAGCGAGGACUUCGACGACAGGGUGGGGAUCUCCUUCGACCACAUGAGGAUGCGCUUUGAGGACUUUAAAAUCCUUCCCAGGCUCAUCCCAGCUCUGAAAACCCUCUUUGCCGAGGACAUCGGUGAGAUGGAGGAGAGGAGAGAGAGGAGGGAGCUGAGAAACCUGAGAGAAAGCAGCUCCGAGGCGUCCAGCGAGCAGAAGAUGGCCGACGAGGGCCGAGGUGCCAAAAGAGACCAGGAGGAGGCAGCGCCGCGCAGCGUGGAGACCAAGAGGCUGAAGACCGUCUGAGGCUGAGGGAUCAACUAACACUUUCCCUGAGAGAACUCUUGAGUUUUUUUAUUUAAAUCAAUUUGAGUUUUUGUGUGCUUGUGUGGUUUGAAUCUAGAAAAAUUGUGUAUAUUUCCUGCAAUGCAGUGUAUAAAGCUAAGCUACAAAUAUAGUUUUU